Messenger RNA from Ostrea edulis (European flat oyster), 1462 nucleotides. RefSeq lists its product as uncharacterized. The record is from RefSeq and is a predicted model, not a curated record. Bases 82 to 1158 code for a protein of 358 amino acids. Lineage: Eukaryota; Metazoa; Mollusca; Bivalvia; Ostreida; Ostreidae. The transcript is spliced from 5 exons.
CGCUGUAGUGGAUUAUUUACUUCCGUACAGAAAUUGAUUCAUUUACCAGAAUUGCAUCAUCACAUCAGAAGAGAGACAUAUAUGAGGAGAAUGAAGGACAUCGACGAACAGUUAGAUUCCAGAAAGAAUGAUUUAAUGAAAACAGACUGCACAAUCGUAAUCGCAGGAGAAACAAGUGCAGGAAAAUCCAGUGUUGUACACUUGAUUAUCGGAAAGAACAUCUUACCCACGAAUAUUACGGCUACUACGUCCAGAUUAUGUAGAAUGAGGUAUUCGGACAAAAUGCAAAUAUUAACAUGUGACAGCGAGGACAGACAUAUAGAAGUAACAGAGUGUGAUGACAGAGAAGAUGUGGCAGACAAGUUGUCAGGAAUAGCCAGGACAAAGGACGACACAAUAAAAUACGUUGACGUUUGGCUUCCAUUUGGCAUAUUGAAGGGUAACGUAGUUAUAGUGGAUACACCGGGGAUAGGAGACAAGGAGGAGUUUGCUAAUAUGUUGAUGGACUACAUACAUAAUGCCCUGGCUUUUGUGUUCCUCGUUAAUAUGGGAAAUGCAGGAGGAAUACAGGGCGGUCGAGUAUACCAGUACACUUUGCGAAACAAAACAGAAGAAAAUGUCAAAACCUUUGAAAAGCUUACAAAGGAGUUACAGGAUACGGAACGUAAACGACAGGAGAUAAACGUGGAUGAAAUAUUUCAAAGAGACGUUAUGGAAAAGAUUAUCGAAAAGUUUAUCAAUAUUCAUGAAUCAUUGCAUAGGGUUACAGACAAGAUGAGAGGCUUUAUCACCCCCUUUGAUGUCGAAAAGAAAUUCACCUCUGCUCUUGUUUCCUUCCUUGCACCCAGUGGAAUGAUCAUUGCCGGAAGUAUCCUGUUGACACAAUUGUCAGUAAGUCGUAACGCUGCAAUAGCUGUCGCUGUAACUGGACUUGUGAGUGGUGUGGUGUUUUCAGGAUUAGUAGGGCUUGGUGUUUUGGACGACGUUGACAGCGCUAUUGAAAAGUUUUUCAAGGCCAGUGUAAAUGAAUUGACAAUUGACAAAAUUAAACAGUCUUUAACCAAAACAUAUUCCGAAGGACUCAAAAACAUGAUACGAAGUUUUCUAGAGGGAGAUUUGAAAAAUGAAAUUGAUCAAAUGAAACGCACUGUCGCAUGAAUGAGAAAGAGCGUAGAUUAUUUACAAAAAGAGGAAUCGGGAAUGAUUUAUCUGAGUUAUCAGAUUUCAAAAAUAAAAAAAACCGACUCAAAGAGCUAGAAAAUACCGAAGUAAAAAUUUGCUACAUGCAUAUGGAAAAUUGAUGAUGAAAAAGCUGAAAUUAUUCCGUUUAUCCUAAAUUGAGUUGUUAGUCUUCCGUUAAUAUCUAUUUUUCAAUAAACUAUCAGAGUAUGAAGCAGAAGUUGAUAAAUUUCUGAUGUCUUUUAUUUCGAGUUCGAAUGCACCCCAUCUUGUACAAUUUUGG